AUGGUGAACAAUCUUAUUAACUGGACUAUUGGCAGCGAUGAUCAGAGUGGUUUGAUUUGCAAUUCUGGCGGCGGUGGCUCCGUCUUUUUUGGACGCCCUCGCCCUAUCCUAGAUGUUGCUCCAUGGUGCAAGAAGCUUAUUGAAAAUGGACAUGGUGAUGUUUGUUAUGGCUAUCCUCCUGUAGUUUGUGACGAAGGAGACGAUGACGACGAUGGUGGUUAUGAUUAUGCUCCAGCAGCAUAA
Molecule: messenger RNA, 243 nt
Organism: Vicia faba (fava bean)
Lineage: Eukaryota; Viridiplantae; Streptophyta; Magnoliopsida; Fabales; Fabaceae
Source: the annotation of a GenBank genome assembly